This is a messenger RNA of Anarrhichthys ocellatus (wolf-eel), 2897 nucleotides long. RefSeq names its product chromosome unknown C8orf76 homolog (gene cunh8orf76). The transcript is spliced from 8 exons. Gene Ontology annotation, molecular function: protein binding. The record is from RefSeq and is a predicted model, not a curated record. NCBI's taxonomy places the organism in Eukaryota, Metazoa, Chordata, Actinopteri, Perciformes, Anarhichadidae. The coding region runs from base 1413 to 2423 and encodes 336 amino acids.
GGGUGUUUUGUGGCAUUGGUGUGUUGUGAAAAAUUCUCAAAUUCCCAGUGCAGCAGCUUUCCACAUAAAAAUGAUGGAAUGAAGCAGAGGGCAUUUCUACUUCCAUCUGCUUUAGCAUGGCUUACAACAAAACCGAUAUUACUUGUUUUUUAGUAACUGUAACAGUUUAUUUAAAGCCACUACAUGGAACACACAUUUUUUGUGUGUGGAUAAAGUGCAAGUUUUUCUUAGCAACAGAGUCCCUUUAGAAAACCCCAUUUUAGUGCAGCAGGGUCAGUCUGCCCCGCUCAGUCCUGGUUCUGGUUCUCCCGUGCCUCCCUUCCCUCCUGCGGACCAGCAAUACGGCCUGGGCCUGUUGGUGUUGGCUCCCAGCGGGGAGCAGCGCAGCAGUGAGGUGAAGCUCGGCUCUUGGCCGGGGAAAGAGCGUUGAGAAUAACUAUAUAGAAAUAUCUUCGACUGAUGGUCUCGUUUACUUAUGAAGGUCAUAUAGAGUCAUCAGUGUUAAAUUAGAUUGUUUCACCUCCAGUUAAACGUUCCUCAUGUUAAAUUGAAUUGAUGUUAGCCUAAAUUUCAGGUUUUGUAUGCACUUAAUUUGUAAAAUGUUUGCAAUGUGUAUUUACAGUAGUGUAAAUGUAUCCUUCAUUUCCAUUUCAUUAUACUGUAAGAUAUUGAUAUUAUAGCAAAAUGUUUUUGAGGUUCGUAGACUUUUGUUCGACUGUGUAAAACCUUUGUUACAACAUCAACGUUUUUUAAAUUCACUUCUUUAAAAUGGCAUUGGGCAUUUUCACGGCCUAUCAUUAUUUAAUUAACUAAUGCUGAUGUGAAAAAAAAAUGCCCAUUCAGAAAUAAUGUUUGAGAUGUCUCUCAAAUAUACAGAAAUUUAAAAAAAUGGAUUUCCAUUUGUAUGAAAUAUAUUUCUUAUUUGGCCACAUGUAUGUUGUAAACCUUUGCUGAUAUAUAACCUUUGCAUUUUCAGCCCUCACUAUGUUGUUUUUAAAUUACAUUUUGUUUGAUUGCCAUUUACUGUAUAUGUUACUUCCGCUGAUUAUAGGAAAUAUAUAGAUGUACGGUUGAUAUUAUAUAUGUGUUCACUUUUUUAGGUUGGACACUAUGAAGAUGCAAACUUGCCUUUCACAAUAUAUGUUUUUCCGGUGUCGGUAUCAGUUUAAAUUAAAGUUCAGAUGUACAGUAUUUGAACCACUCAUUCUUGUUGUGUUGAUGUGUCCUGCAUGCGUCCAUUUACAUCAUGGGUCGGAACCUUUCUGCCCGGAACCAUUAAACCCCGUACACUGUAUUAGUCGUGCAAUUUAGACGUAAGGACUGCGUAACUGCGGUUUAAACAACCCUUAGCUGUGUCUUGUGACACACUUACCUAUUGAAAUCAGGGAAUUGUUCAUACUUGUCGGGUCCGAAUGGAGAUAUUCGCCACGUUUGAUGACUCUGUGUUUUUGGAGGCGAGAGACAAAGUCUCCGUGACUUUGUGUUCUUACAACGCUAAACUGUGUGAGCCGGAGUGGUUCUGUGAGAAUACUGCUCUCAAUACAGAUGAUCCUUUGGAGAAGCAGAAAAUCUACAAGUUCAGAGGUGACUUGGCUGUGAGACAGGGAGACCAUCAGGUGUGUAAUGUUCUCACGGUGUGGUGGGUACAGAAAGCCUUGGAUGCAUACAGCAGCUGCCAGGAGUGGAUCGCUGACAACAACCUGACCAUCAGAAGAGAUGUACUGGAGGGAAUGGCCCGAUGCUGCACCAAACUGGGCCAGAGAGACAGAGCGCUGGACUUUGCCGACUUACUGAGCAAAGACGUGUCUAACACCUGUCACCUGACCAGCCUCCUGCUGCUCAAGGUCAGCAUCUACCAGCAUUUUGGAGCCGUACGAUCAAAGAUGUCCGCUCUGCAGCAGCUGUGUAGCCUGCUGCCCUUUAACCCCUGGCACUGGUACAACCUUGGACAGAUGUGUCUGCAGCUGCUGGAGAGCGGCAGAACCACAGGAUCGUGUUCCCCAGAGAGGUGCGAGUCAUCAGAAGAGCAGAAUGAUGGAGGGACUGAGGAACAGCAGCAGGAGGCAGCAGAGCUCAAUGACAACAGAAUCUGGCUGAAAGCUUGCGUCUGUUUCAUCAGAACGAGACUCCUGCUGAGAAUCCUUCGACAGCAGCAGUCGUCCUUCGUGUUGCAGCGCACUGAAAGCACUCUACAAAUGACAGAUGAGGUGUUACAGAGGCUGAGUCCCAAAGAAACAACCCUGCAGGCUCUCACUGAGGUGGUGUCAGAGGACCUAAUUCCAGAGAAGAUGAGGGAGGACUGCCAGGACGGGGACAGUCUGGCCAGCGUGUGUGUGCAGAGCUUCAGGGAGCGCUGGUGGAACAAGAUCCUACUGACCGGUGUGCUCGAGACUGAUGGCCUUCAGACACGGACACAGUGCUGAUGCUCCAGGGAUUCCUGUUCAUAUAUUAAGACGUUGGCAAACAGAAAAGGGACCGAAGAACAUGCCGAAGUUCCUGUCACUGUAUAAAUCUCAUCAAAACGUGAAAGAAACUGGAUGAACUGAAAGCCAGGUCAAAGUCCUGCAACAGAAGUGGAAAUACACAAAUACAGUUGACAUUCUCAAAAAUACCAAAACAGCACAAUAGUAUCAUCUUCAGAAGUAUAAAUCACGGUCUUAAAAUGCAAUAGAAUUUUUCACAUUCUGCUCCUCACUUUAUUGGAGCGCUGGGAGAACUGCGCCGUGAAUCGUACAUUUCAAGGCUUCAUCCACUUCAUCGUGUGUGCAGUAUGAUUCAGACGGGAAACAAAGUCACACAUUUGUAAAUCUUCCAAUGUUCUGCCUAAAAUGUCACGUCUGCCUUAACAUGUUCAUAUAUUAAGAAUGAUUUUAAUAAAAAUAUUUUCUUUUGUGAAA